Lactuca virosa is the source of this 1468-nucleotide messenger RNA. Lineage: Eukaryota; Viridiplantae; Streptophyta; Magnoliopsida; Asterales; Asteraceae. The record is from the annotation of a GenBank genome assembly.
UCAUACUGAUUUAAUGAUAGAAAUAUUUUAUUUCUAUAAACUCUUAUAGUGUUUCAAUAACAAUACUUGUAAGAAAAAACUUCUCAAAAACUCCUGUAUCCGACAACAGAAACAAUCCGAGCAGGUUUCGGGAGCAUUACAAGAUUUAAAAACCAAUGCUUCCUUAAAUGGCGCUAUCACAUAGCGCUACAGGAGAACUUAAACAAUUUGUGGUCGAUGAAGGCCAUGGAGUGAAAGGUGUAUCAGAGCUAAAGCUCAAAACUUUACCUGAAUUGUUCAUUCAACCUGUUGAGAGACGGCUGGAUGUGAGCAAAGUGUUGCCAAAUGAGUUGAUCCCCGUCAUCGACUUGUCAAAUUAUGAAGAUCCAGAAGUAAUGAAAUCAAUAUGUUAUGCUGCUGAGAAGUGGGGAUUCUUUCAAAUUGUUAACCAUGGUUUGCCUCAAGAUAUAAUUGACGGUAUCAAAGAUGCAACACAUAAGUUUUUCGAGUUGUCAACUGAAGAAAAAAAGAAAUACUUGUCCCGAAAUACUCCUUCCAAAAAUGUAAGAUUCCUUACGAGUUUCAAUCCCGAUGUGGACAAAGCUUAUGAGUGGAAAGAUCACCUAAGUUGUUUCUAUGUUUCUGAUGAAGAAGCCUUGCAAUAUUGGCCCACUAUUUGCAAGCAUGAAGUUCUUGAAUACCUAAAAUCGUGUGAAUCUGUUAUCAAGAAACUAUUAGAAGUGCUAAUUAAGGGAUUGGGCAUACCAAAGCUUAACGAAACAAACGAACCAUUUCUUAUGGGUUCAAAACGAAUAAACCUAAACUACUAUCCCGUAUGUCCCAACCCUGAGCUCUCAAUUGGUGCAAGUGGUCAUUCAGAUGUUUCAACGUUAACAGUGCUUCUUCAAGACCACAUCGGGGGACUUUAUGUUAAAAAGCUUGAUAGUGAUAAGUGGGUCCAUGUCGCUCCUGUUAAGGAUUCGUUGACCAUCAACAUUGGUGAUGCUCUUCAAAUCAUGAGCAAUGGUCGAUAUAAGAGUGUAGAGCAUAAAGUGGUUGCUAACGGGCAUGAUAACCGGAUUUCAGUGCCGAUCUUUGUGAACCCUAGGCCGAGUGAUGUCAUUGGCCCAUUGCCGGAAGUGAUCAACAGUGUAGAAAACACUUUAUACAAGCAUUUUGUAUACUCGGAUUAUGUGAAGCAUUUUUUUAGGAAAUCAACAAACGGGAAGGAUACUAUUGAUUUUGCUAAGAAGUAAGAUCUUAUUCUUAAUGUAUUCGUAAUAGUAUUUGUUUAGGAGUAUAUCAUAAAGAUCAUAAAGACUUUUGCUAAGAUAUAAUUCUACUUUAUGUAUCCCUGGUAGUAUUUGUUUAGGAAAUCAACAAUGUUUGCAUGGAUCUUUAUGCAUGAACACUAAGGAUGGCCAUGAUUACAAAUUUUCUAUUAUUUAAUAUAUAUAUAUAUAUAUAUAUAUAUAUAUAUAUAUAUAUA